Molecule: messenger RNA, 277 nt
Organism: Truncatella angustata
Lineage: Eukaryota; Fungi; Ascomycota; Sordariomycetes; Amphisphaeriales; Sporocadaceae
Exons: 1
Coding region: 9-224 (71 amino acids)
Source: RefSeq, a predicted model, not a curated record
CUUACAAGAUGUUGGGAUACAGUGUGUUUGAAGUUGAGCGCAAACGCUUAUUUCUGUUAGAUCAGGUCGUAGAGGGCCACUAUAGAACGCCUGGGAGUCGAUUGUUGGAGUUGCCAUCAUACAUUUUGGUAAAUAUUGUCGAUCACUUGACGGGCGAACACGAAGCUUUGGUGUCUCUGGUCUUGGCCAAUACGGAUCGUCAGCAGUUGGCGCGUUUUUGUUAGUUCGUUGACAUAUAGUUCAAUUACAACCAUCAAUCAUGUCAACUCAUCUACUU